Molecule: messenger RNA, 720 nt
Organism: Penaeus chinensis
Lineage: Eukaryota; Metazoa; Arthropoda; Malacostraca; Decapoda; Penaeidae
Product: neurotrimin-like
Exons: 6
Coding region: 1-720 (239 amino acids)
Cellular component (GO): neuron projection
Source: RefSeq, a predicted model, not a curated record
AUGCCCUUCCUGGAAGGCGAUACAGGUGACGGACUGCCCUACUUCGUGAGUCCCAUCGAAAACAUAACAGUGUCUGUUGGCAGGGAAGCCAGACUCACCUGUGUUGUCGAGAAUCUGGAUACAUAUAAGGUGGCGUGGAUCUACAAGGGCACGGGCGGCCGGACAGUGCUCACCGUGGCCACGCAGGUCAUCACAAAGAACCCGAAGGUGUCGGUGUCGCAGGAGGCUCAGUCGUGGGUGCUCAUCAUCAAGAGCCUCACGAAGAAGGACCAAGGGAUCUACAUGUGCCAAGUGAAUACCAAGCCGGCAAGGAAUCUACUCGGCUCCAUUCACGUCGUGGUUCCCCCGACCAUCGAUGACUCCAGAAGCAGCGGUGACGUCACAGUGGAUGAAGGCAAAGACGUGUCAAUGACAUGUGAGGCUCGUGGUGACCCCCCACCUGUCAUACGCUGGGUGAGGGAGGGUGGAGAGAGGUUUAACAUGAAUACUUCUCAGACAGUGGAUGAGUAUCUGGGCAAGACGCUGUUUAUCCCCGGAGUGUCGAGGAACCACAGCGGGGCCUUCCUCUGCAUAGCCUCCAACGGUGUCCCUCCCUCCGUCAGCAAGAGGAUCCUGCUUAACGUGAACUCCUGGGAAGCCGAAUCAGCCCCGAGGAAAAUGGGUCGCCGAGAGGCAGCCGGAAAUGACAUCAAAUGCGAAAAUGUCAAAUGUAAAAAGUAG